Messenger RNA from Lachancea thermotolerans CBS 6340, 2589 nucleotides. RefSeq names its product arginine/alanine aminopeptidase (gene AAP1). Gene Ontology annotation, molecular function: peptide binding; zinc ion binding; metalloaminopeptidase activity. The coding region runs from base 1 to 2589 and encodes 862 amino acids. NCBI's taxonomy places the organism in Eukaryota, Fungi, Ascomycota, Saccharomycetes, Saccharomycetales, Saccharomycetaceae. The record is from RefSeq and is a predicted model, not a curated record. Gene Ontology annotation, biological process: peptide catabolic process; proteolysis. The transcript has a single exon. Gene Ontology annotation, cellular component: cytoplasm.
AUGAGCAGCGAAACCCCUGACCGCGAAGUUUUGCCCACGUACGUGACCCCUGUGCACUACGACCUGACAGUGGAGCCCAAUUUCGAGACAUUCAAGUUCGAUGGCCGCGUGAAGAUUGACCUGACGGUCAACGAUGGAAAGCAGCACCGCGUGCAACUGAACACCGUCGAGAUUGACAUCCACUCUGCCAGAAUCGGCGACCGCGAGGCGGUCGAGUGGGAGGCCGACUCCGAGAGCCAGGUGACCACCAUCAUUUUCCCAAAAGGUGUUUUCGAGGGCCAGUCUCAGGUCACGCUAGACCUUGCCUUCACAGGCUCACUCAAUGACAACAUGGCCGGGUUCUACCGCGCCAAGUACACCGACAAGGCCACAGGCGCCACAAAGUACAUGGCCACCACUCAGAUGGAGCCAACUGACGCCAGAAGAGCCUUUCCAUGUUUCGAUGAACCUAACCUCAAGGCCACUUACGCCAUCACCCUAGUGUCGGAUCCGAAGUUCACUCACCUGUCAAACAUGGACGUGAAGUCAGAGUCUGUAAAGGACGGCAAGAAGUACACCCUCUUCAACACGACCCCUAAAAUGUCCACAUACCUUGUAGCGUUCAUUGUCGCAGAGCUAAACUACGUUGAAAACAACGACUUCCGUAUCCCUGUCAGAGUGUACGCCACCCCUGGCGACGAAAAACACGGUCAGUUUGCGGCGGACCUCACUGCCAAGACCUUGGCCUUCUUCGAGAAAACCUUCGGUAUCAAAUACCCUCUCCCAAAAAUGGACAACGUGGCUGUUCACGAAUUCAGCGCUGGUGCCAUGGAGAACUGGGGACUUGUCACAUACAGAGUCGUUGACUUGCUGCUUGACCGCGAAAACUCGACCUUGCAAAGGGUUCAGAGAGUUGCCGAAGUUGUUCAGCAUGAGUUGGCUCACCAAUGGUUUGGUAACCUUGUUACUAUGGACUGGUGGGAAGGCUUGUGGCUGAAUGAGGGGUUCGCUACCUGGAUGUCGUGGUAUUCUUGCAAUGAAUUCGAGCCCGAGUGGAAGGUGUGGGAGCAGUAUGUUUCUGACAACUUGCAAUCAGCUCUGAUGCUGGACUCCUUGAGAUCCUCGCAUCCAAUUGAAGUGCCAGUCAAAAGAGCUGACGAAAUCAACCAAAUUUUCGAUGCGAUCUCUUACUCUAAGGGUUCCUCGCUUCUGAGAAUGAUAUCGAAGUGGUUGGGCGAGGACGUGUUUAUCAAGGGUGUCUCUCAAUACCUGAACAAGUUCAAGUACGGCAACGCCAAGACCGACGACCUUUGGGACGCUCUGGCGGCUGCCUCUGGCAAAGACGUCCGUCAAGUUAUGAACAUCUGGACCAAAAAAGUUGGCUUCCCUGUUGUAACUGUCGCAGAAGAAGGAGAGAAGCUAACCUUCACCCAGAAUCGUUACCUGACCACCAAAGAUGUCAAGCCUGAAGAGGAUAAGACUAUAUACCCUGUUUUCUUGGCGCUGAAAGGCGAAAACGGCGUUGACCACUCCUUAGCCUUAGACCAAAGAUCAAAGGAGGUUACUCUGAAGGACACUGAUUUCUUCAAGGUCAACGCUGAUCAAGCAGGCCUAUUCAUCACCUCUUACUCAGAUGAAAGGUGGGCCAAACUGGGCAAGCAGGCGGACUUACUAUCAGUCGAGGACCGUACAGGCCUGGUAGCGGAUGCGAAGGCCCUGUCUACAUCGGGAUACACCUCCACAACAAACUUCUUGGAGCUUAUUUCCCAGUGGAAGAGUGAAUCCUCGUUUGUUGUGUGGGAACAAAUGAUCAAUAGUCUGUCGUCUUUGAGGGCCACGUGGAUAUUUGAGCCUGAAGAAGUGAACGAAGCACUCGAUGAGUUUACCAGACAGCUCAUCUCGAGCAAAGCUAGUGAGUUGGGCUGGGAGUUCAAAAAGUCAGACUCGUUUGCUACGCAGCGUAUGAAGGUGGAAAUUUUCAGCACAGCCUGCUCUGCCAAGGACUCUGCUGUUGUCGAAGCUGCCCUCGAAAUGUUCGACAAAUACUCAUCGGGCGACAAGAAUGCAAUUCCCGCCCUUUUGAAGCCGGUAGUUUUCAACGUCGCCGCUCAAAAAGGAGGUUUGAAAUACUAUGAGAAACUGUACCACAUUUACAAGAACCCAUCAUCUACGGACGAAAAAAUAUCCGCUCUAAGAUGCUUGGGGCGCUUUGAAGAUCCUCAACUUAUCAAGAGAACCCUGGGCUACUUGUUCGAUGGAAUUGUCCUUGCACAAGACAUUUACAUCCCUAUGCAGGGCCUGAGAAGACAUCCUGCUGGUAUCAAAGCACUGUGGUCUUGGAUUAAAGAAAACUGGGCCGAAUUAACCAAAAGAUUGCCUCCAGGGCUAUCAAUGCUUGGCUCUGUUCUUCAGGUCUCAUCAUCAGGUUUCACGUCUAUGGAAGCUGUUGAAGAAAUCAAAGGCUUUUUUAAGGACAAGUCUACCAAAGGUUUCGACCAAGGUCUGGCACAAGCUUUAGACACUGUCACCUCUAAGGCUCAGUGGAUAAACAGAGACCGCGAAACAAUUAACCGUUACCUCAAGGAGCACGGUUACUACAAAAACAAAUAA